This is a messenger RNA of Porites lobata, 498 nucleotides long. The record is from the annotation of a GenBank genome assembly. Lineage: Eukaryota; Metazoa; Cnidaria; Anthozoa; Scleractinia; Poritidae.
AUGGCGGCUCUCGACAAAAUAGAACACAUCGGAGAAAAACUUAACUCCAUCAUUGAUAGACUGAGUAAACUUGACUCAAUCGAAAGCACAGUAAGAAAUAUAGAAACCAAUUUGGCGAAUCUCAAGACAAGAACAGCAAAGCUCGAAGAGUUUCAAGCAACGGCCAAGACUGACAUAGCUGAUCUAAAGAAGUCUUGCAGUUUCAAUACUGACAAAUGUAAGGAAUAUUGAGGUGAUUUAAAAAAUGAGAUUGACAAGCAGAAUGAAAGAAUUACCUCUCUGAUUGAGAGUGAGAAGAAACUCAACCACCAAAUGGACGAGAUAAUAUCCAAGAACCUUUAUCUCGAAGCUUACUCCAGGAGAGAGAAUAUUAAAUUUUUUAAUAUCCCUGAAGCACGAGAAGAAGAUACCGAAGAAGUUCUAAGAAGUUUCAUAGAGAGAGAUCUCGGAUACCGUAAUGGCUGCAGCGUGGAAAUCCAACGCGUACACCGUCUAUAA